CUCCAUGUCUGCUGUGUGUGAAACAGGGGUCUGGGCACAGGGUGGGGAUCCCAAGAUGAAUGAAACCAUCUGGGCCUGCUGAGAGUCUGCAGCUGGCUGGAGCUUGGCAGUGGGGCAUUGGCAGCAGGCAGAGGUGGCUGCAGAUAGGGUGGCACUGAAAGUGUGGGCAAAGGUGUACAGGCAGGGCUGCCUGAGGCCCUUUUGAGGGGAAAAGAAGGAAGGUUUGGGAAGGAGGCAGUGAAUGCUUACAGUAGGAAAAUAUGUUAGGAGCCAUUGACUAAUUGAUUGAGUGAUUGAGUCAUUCUUCAACCAUGUCUGGUGCCUGCUGUAUGCCAGGCUCUGGGGAUACAAAACACAGGACACGUCCUUGCCCAUGUGUGGGUUGGGGUGGAGACACCAGGCUGCGAAGGAGGAAUAAAGGCUGACAAGCCUGGAACAGGGUCAUUACACACAGUUAGAGACACCUCAGUCGGCAGAGUUUAACAUCAACAGGGAAAAUGGUGGUUAAUUAGCAGGAAGGACAUCCUGAUGAUGAGCGAUUAAUAUACAGGAGAGUCCCCAUAGGCUUGGAGAAGAGGGAUGGGGGUAUUCUGGAGGGAGGGUUUCUCCAAGGGAACCCCCAGCACUAUGAUCUCCCACUUCCAUUCACAGUCCUGGCUGAGGAGCCUGGGGAAGCAGCAGGACCUCCUCGGGCUGCGUAGGAGGCCAGACAAGUUGGUGUCGCUGUGACUUGGUUUUUGGUUUGAUUUUCCACCAUUUCUGGGAAUCCCCAAGGUGAUUUCUCAGAACUCCAGAGAAAGCUGCCUGGAGGCGUCUUCAGUGACGCCAGCAGUGAAGGGCUGUGGGAGCAGGCAGGGGGGAGCUGGGUGUGAGUGGGCACUGGGAUGUCAGGGCUUAGCUGGCUGAACCCUUGAACUUGUCAGGGGACAAGGGCAGCCUGGCAGAACUGGUGAUAGUGGCUGAGGAGGGGCUCAGGGGCUCUCAGAGAGGCCUCCUGAAGACCACACCCCUUUGCUUGCCUGUGCUAUAGCCAGGGGUGACGGGAGGGUUUGCAGAGGUUUCUGUCUAUGGACAUCCCCAGCCGUGACUGCAGGGUCAACUACAUGUGGAACACUGGUUAAUUUCAGUGUUGGCUAAAAUGUCAGUGAAGCCCCAGCAGGCUUAGAGUAGGGGGUCCAGAGGGGCAUUGUGAUCCUGGCAGGGAAGGAUGCUAGAGGCAGGAUCUUUUCCAGCCCCAGAGUUCUGGGGGACUUGGAGAAGUAUGGAGAGGGGACCCUGACUCCUCUACCAGAACAAAGACUCUUCAUUCAGGUACCUGCUUUAGGAAGGGCCGGAAAUUGACACUUCACUUCAGUGUCCUCCCCUGACUUCUCAGAACCACCAAACAAUAGAUGGUUAGUCCCUGGUGCUGUGGACAACCUGUGUAUCUGAAUACUGCAGUCUUUUUUUCAGAUGAAGAGUCAGUGUUUCCCCUUCAUUCUGGGGUUUCCCAGGUAGAUGUCUUGGGUGGUCCCUGGGCUGGGAGUUAGCACAAGUGGCUGGGCAGGUCCCUGCGAAAGAGGAGGCUGGUAGUUGCAUGGUAUGUGGUGCUGACGGAGAGCGGCAUGGCAUGGCCUUGGGUGAGUGGGGGCAGGAGGUAGGGGAUCUGUAACCCUUUGUGCAUGUGGCCCCGGGGCAUGUAUAGCACAGUGUGCAUAGGAGGCCAGGCAAGAGAACUUUUCUUGCUAAGUGACUCAGUCUAGGAACGAGGUCUCCAAGUGCCUACUCGGGGCGGGCUCUUGUGCGUUGACGUGAGUUGGACCGUGUCCUUGUGUGUGUGUGUGUCCACAGGAGGGUGUGGGGCUGAGCCCUCCCUCCUUCUCCUGGACAGCUCCAAACAGCAGAGCGGGUGAUUCACUGGCCCCCACCCACUCUCAGUUGGUCCAGCCAAGGCCAGAGCUCAAAGAGGAAGGGUUUUUUUUGGAGGGGAACGUGGUGGUUCCAGACAAUGAGGGCCUGGGGCAGACUUUGCUGGAUUCCCCCUUAGUGCUCCGUGGGAAUACUUUUGGGUUCUGACCCAGCCUCCUUUCCACCCUCUAGACCCCCAACAAUUGUCCCUGGGCAGAGGUGGCGGCGAGGGGAGGGGAGGGCUGGUGGGCAGGGGACGCUGUGGGGAAGAAAUAGGCCUGUGGAAUGGUGGGAGGGGAGAACUGGGCCCAGGGAUGGGGAGAGGGGAGGAGGGGGAGGAAAUGGGGAAAUGCAAACCAAAUGUUGGCCCUGGGUACAGUCAAGAAAAACACACUCUCGCGGGAGCCUGGAGCGGGGCUCCCUUUCAGAAGGGCAGGAAGGGCUGGGACAGAUGUUUGCAGGAAAGAAAGAAAGAAGGGGGAAAAAAAAGAAAUAGGAAAAAAAUUGGAAUGAAACCCACAGCCUGGGGGCAGGGCCAUUCUUCCCCAGUCUCGGCCCGAUUUCUUCUGUGUUAAGGCCUGUCCUGUGCUCUGAGCUUGGCGCGUGGGCACCAGAGUCUGUCCCAGUCUGUGUGUGCAAAUGCAUGUGUGUUCCGAGGAGGCCAGGAAGGCACGCACGGGUACUCAGAGAUGGGGAGGGGCCAAGGCACCCUGAGUGUGCCAACUGUCCGGGCCUGGGGCUGUCUGUUCAUCCAUCAGUGGUCUGGAGGGUUCCAGGAGUGAAGGCCCCCAGGCUGGUUUGCCAGGGGCGGGGGUCUGCAGUGAGGAGGGAGGACUCCAGGCCCACCAGCACCAGAUCAGAAGACCGAGGAGCCUUGGUGGCACACAGGGGUUGUGUGUCCCAGGGUGGGGGCGCGGCUUGGGGGGGCCCUGCCUCUGGUAGCUGUCCCUUUUCCCUGUCCCUUUUACACCCCCUGCAAAGCAGGGUUCCUGACCCUCAAGGCCACCGGUGGAGCCUGGGAGGAGGGAGGAGAGAGGAGGCUGGGACGAGGGGUGGAGUGGGGGGAGGAAGAGGAGGAGGGAGGGUGAGCUGGAGGCAGCAGGGCGAGAGGCCCGGCAGAUGCUGGCGGAGCCGGAGCAGCCGCGGACUCAGAGAGCCCUUCUGCCAGCGCCGCGGGGACUGUAGCUUCAGGGGCUCUUCACAGGCCCUGGGCGUGCCCCAGGAACGGGACCCGGCAAAGAUGACGUGGAUCUGUCUGUCCUGCAUGCUCUGGCCAGAGGAUCUGGAGGCCCCUAAGACACACCGCUUCAAGGUGAAGACCUUCAAGAAGGUGAAGCCCUGUGGGAUCUGCCGCCAGGUCAUCACCCAGGAAGGCUGCACCUGCAAAGUCUGCAGCUUCUCCUGUCAUCGGAAAUGCCAGGCCAAGGUGGCUGCCCCCUGCGUUCCUCCAUCCAACCAUGAGCUGGUGCCCAUCACCACUGAGAAUGCACCAAAGAAUGUAGUGGACAAGGGAGAAGGAGCCUCCCGGGGUGGAAACACACGGAAAAGCCUCGAGGACAAAGGCUCCGCCAGGGUCACCCCGAGUGUCCAGCCCCACCUCCAGCCCAUCAGAAACAUGAGUGUGAGCCGGACCAUGGAGGACAGCUGUGAGCUGGACCUGGUGUACGUCACAGAGAGGAUCAUCGCUGUCUCCUUCCCCAGCACAGCCAAUGAGGAGAACUUCCGGAGCAACCUCCGUGAGGUGGCCCAGAUGCUGAAGUCCAAACAUGGAGGCAACUACCUGCUGUUCAACCUCUCUGAGCGGAGACCUGACAUCACGAAGCUCCAUGCCAAGGUACUGGAAUUUGGCUGGCCCGACCUCCACACCCCAGCCCUGGAGAAGAUCUGCAGCAUCUGUAAGGCCAUGGACACAUGGCUCAAUGCAGACCCUCACAAUGUCGUUGUUCUACACAACAAGGGAAACCGAGGCAGGAUAGGAGUUGUCAUCGCGGCUUACAUGCACUACAGCAACAUUUCUGCCAGUGCGGACCAGGCUCUGGACCGGUUUGCAAUGAAGCGGUUCUAUGAGGAUAAGAUUGUGCCCAUUGGCCAGCCAUCCCAAAGAAGGUACGUGCAUUACUUCAGUGGCCUGCUCUCCGGCUCCAUCAAAAUGAACAACAAGCCCUUGUUUCUGCACCACGUGAUCAUGCACGGCAUCCCCAACUUUGAGUCUAAAGGAGGAUGUCGGCCGUUUCUCCGCAUCUACCAGGCCAUGCAACCUGUGUACACAUCUGGCAUCUACAACAUCCCAGGAGACAGCCAGACUAGCGUCUGCAUCACCAUUGAGCCAGGACUGCUCUUGAAGGGAGACAUCUUGCUGAAGUGCUACCACAAGAAGUUCCGAAGCCCAGCCCGGGACGUCAUCUUCCGUGUGCAGUUCCACACCUGUGCCAUCCAUGACCUGGGGGUUGUCUUUGGGAAGGAGGACCUUGAUGAUGCUUUCAAAGAUGAUCGAUUUCCAGAGUACGGCAAAGUGGAGUUUGUAUUUUCUUAUGGGCCAGAGAAAAUUCAAGGCAUGGAGCACCUGGAGAACGGGCCAAGCGUGUCUGUGGACUAUAACACCUCCGACCCCCUCAUCCGCUGGGACUCCUACGACAACCUCAGUGGGCAUCGAGAUGACGGCAUGGAGGAGGUGGUGGGACACACGCAGGGGCCGCUAGAUGGGAGCCUGUAUGCCAAGGUGAAGAAGAAAGACUCCCCGCACGGCAGCACCGGGGCUGUUAAUGCCACACGUCCUACACUGUCGGCCACCCCCAACCACGUGGAACACACGCUUUCUGUGAGCAGCGACUCGGGCAACUCCACAGCCUCCACCAAGACAGACAAGACCGAUGAGCCUGUCCCCGGGGCCUCCAGUGCCACUGCUGCCUUGAGUCCCCAGGAGAAGCGGGAGCUGGACCGCCUGCUGAGUGGCUUUGGCUUAGAGCGAGAGAAGCAAGGCGCCAUGUACCACACCCAGCACCUCAGGUCCCGCCCAGCAGGGGGCUCGGCUGUGCCCUCCUCUGGACGCCACGUUGUCCCAGCCCAGGUUCAUGUCAAUGGUGGGGCAUUAGCAUCUGAGCGGGAGACAGACAUCCUGGAUGACGAGUUGCCAAACCAGGAUGGUCACAGUGCGGGCAGCGUGGGCACACUGUCUUCUCUGGACGGGGUCACCAACACCAGUGAGGGGGGCUACCCAGAGGCCCUGUCCCCACUGACCAAUGGUCUGGACAAAUCCUACCCCAUGGAGCCUAUGGUCAAUGGAGGAGGCUACCCCUACGAGUCUGCCAGCCGGGCGGGGCCUGCCCAUGCUGGCCACAUGGCCCCCAUGCGGCCCUCCUACUCUGCACAGGAGGGUUUAGCUGGCUACCAGAGGGAGGGGCCCCACCCAGCCUGGCCACAGCCAGUGACCACCUCCCCCUAUGCCCAUGACCCCAGCGGUAUGUUCCGCUCUCAAUCCUUUUCGGAAGCCGAACCCCAGCUGCCCCCAGCUCCAGUCCGAGGGGGAAGCAGCCGGGAGGCUGUGCAAAGGGGGCUGAAUUCAUGGCAGCAGCAGCAGCAGCAGCAGCAGCAGCAGCAGCAGCCUCGCCCACCUCCACGCCAGCAGGAAAGAGCCCACUUGGAGAGUCUUGUAGCCAGCAGGCCCAGCCCUCAGCCAUUGGCAGAGACCCCCAUCCCCAGUCUCCCUGAGUUCCCGCGAGCAGCCUCCCAGCAGGAGAUUGAACAGUCCAUUGAAACACUCAACAUGCUGAUGCUGGACCUGGAGCCAGCCUCCGCUGCUGCCCCACUACACAAGUCCCAGAGUGUCCCCGGGGCCUGGCCAGGGGCCUCUCCACUCUCCUCGCAGCCACUCUCUGGAUCCUCCCGUCAGUCCCAUCCACUGACCCAGUCCAGAUCUGGCUACAUCCACAGUGGGCAUUCGUUGGGAACCCCUGAGCCAGCCCCACGGGCCUCUCUGGAGUCUGUCCCUCCUGGCAGGUCUUACUCACCUUAUGACUAUCAGCCAUGUUUGGCUGGGCCUAACCAGGAUUUCCAUUCAAAGAGCCCAGCCUCUUCCUCCUUGCCUGCCUUCCUUCCAACCACCCACAGCCCUCCAGGGCCUCAGCAACCCCCAGCCUCUCUCCCUGGCCUCACUGCUCAGCCUCUGCUCUCACCAAAGGAAGUGACUUCAGACCCCUCCCGGACUCCAGAGGAGGAGCCAUUGAAUUUGGAAGGGCUGGUGGCCCACAGGGUAGCAGGGGUACAGGCUCGGGAGAAGCAGCCUGCAGAGCCCCCAGCCCCUCUGCGGAGGCGGGCGGCCAGUGAUGGACAGUAUGAGAACCAGUCUCCAGAAGCCACAUCCCCUCGUAGCCCUGGGGUUCGCUCCCCUGUCCAGUGUGUCUCCCCGGAGCUGGCUCUUACUAUCGCUCUCAAUCCUGGAGGGCGGCCCAAAGAGCCCCAUUUGCACAGCUACAAGGAGGCCUUCGAGGAGAUGGAGGGAACCUCCCUGAGCAGCCCACCGCCCAGUGCGGUGCGGUCCCCCCCAGGUCUGGCCAAGACACCCCUGUCUGCUCUGGGCCUGAAACCCCACAACCCAGCGGACAUCCUGUUGCACCCCACAGGAGAGCCCCGGAGCUAUGUGGAGUCUGUGGCACGGACAGCGGUGGCUGGGCCCCGAGCUCAGGACUCUGAGCCCAAGAGCUUUAGUGCUCCAGCCACCCAGGCCUAUGGCCACGAGAUACCCCUGAGGAACGGGACCCUGGGUGGCUCCUUUGUCUCCCCCAGCCCCCUCUCCACCAGCAGCCCCAUCCUCAGCGCUGACAGCACUUCAGUGGGGAGUUUCCCAUCAGGAGAGAGCAGUGACCAGGGUCCCCGGACGCCCACCCAGCCUCUGUUGGAGUCUGGCUUCCGCUCAGGCAGCCUGGGACAGCCCAGCCCGUCUGCCCAGAGAAACUACCAGAGCUCUUCUCCUCUCCCGACUGUGGGCAGUAGCUACAGCAGCCCCGACUACUCACUUCAGCAAUUCAGCUCCUCUCCGGAAAGCCAGGCCCGAGCUCAGUUCAGUGUGGCUGGCGUCCACACAGUGCCUGGGAGCCCUCAGGCGCGCCACAGAACAGUGGGCACCAACACUCCCCCUAGUCCUGGCUUCGGCCGGCGGGCCAUAAACCCCAGCAUGGCUGCCCCCAGCAGUCCCAGUUUGAGCCAUCGCCAGAUGAUGGGUCCACCAGGCACUGGCUUCCAUGGUAGCACCGUCUCCAGCCCCCAGAGCAGUGCAGCGACCACCCCGGGGAGCCCCAGCCUGGGUCGGCAUCCAGCAGGGGCCUACCAGGUUUCCGGCCUCCACAACAAUGUGGCUACCACCCCAGGGAGUCCCAGCCUGGGCCGGCACCCUGGGGCUCACCAAGGAAACCUGGCCUCCGGUCUCCAUAGCAAUGCAAUAGCCAGCCCUGGAAGCCCCAGCCUGGGCCGUCACCUCGGAGGGUCUGGAUCUGUGGUUCCCGGCAGCCCCUGCUUGGACCGGCAUGUGGCCUAUGGUGGCUAUUCCAUCCCCGAGGAUCGGAGACCCACACUGUCCCGGCAGAGCAGUGCCUCUGGCUACCAGGCUCCUUCCACGCCCUCCUUCCCCGUCUCCCCUGCCUACUACCCUGGCCUGAGCAGCCCUGCCACCUCCCCAUCGCCAGACUCAGCAGCCUUCCGGCAAGGGAGCCCCACACCGGCCUUGCCAGAGAAGCGAAGGAUGUCGGUGGGAGACCGGGCAGGCAGCCUCCCCAACUAUGCCACCAUCAACGGGAAGGUGUCUUCGCCUGUCGCCAGCGGCAUGUCCAGUCCCAGCGGGGGCAGCACCGUCUCCUUCUCCCACACUCUGCCCGACUUCUCCAAGUACUCCAUGCCAGACAACAGCCCGGAGACGCGGGCUAAAGUGAAGUUUGUCCAGGACACUUCUAAGUAUUGGUACAAGCCUGAGAUUUCCAGGGAGCAGGCCAUCGCGCUCCUCAAGGACCAGGAGCCAGGGGCCUUCAUCAUCCGCGACAGUCACUCCUUCCGAGGCGCCUACGGGCUGGCCAUGAAGGUGUCUUCGCCACCUCCAACCAUCAUGCAGCAGAAUAAAAAAGGAGACAUGACCCAUGAGCUGGUCCGGCAUUUUCUGAUAGAGACCGGCCCCAGAGGAGUCAAGCUCAAGGGCUGCCCCAAUGAGCCAAACUUCGGAUCACUGUCUGCCCUGGUCUACCAGCACUCCAUCAUCCCAUUGGCCCUGCCUUGCAAGCUGGUCAUUCCAAACCGAGACCCCACAGAUGAAUCAAAAGAUAGCUCCGGCCCUGCCAACUCAACUGCAGACCUGCUGAAGCAAGGGGCAGCCUGCAAUGUGCUCUUCGUCAACUCUGUGGACAUGGAGUCACUCACUGGGCCACAGGCCAUCUCUAAAGCCACAUCUGAGACAUUGGCUGCAGACCCCACGCCAGCUGCCACCAUCGUUCACUUCAAAGUCUCUGCCCAGGGAAUCACUCUGACUGACAACCAGAGAAAGCUCUUUUUCAGACGCCACUACCCCCUCAACACUGUCACCUUCUGUGACCUGGAUCCACAGGAAAGAAAGUGGAUGAAAACAGAGGGUGGUGCCCCUGCUAAGCUCUUCGGCUUCGUGGCCCGGAAGCAGGGCAGUACCACGGACAACGCCUGCCACCUCUUUGCUGAGCUUGACCCCAACCAGCCGGCCUCUGCCAUCGUCAACUUCAUCUCCAAGGUCAUGCUGAACGCCGGCCAAAAGAGAUGAACCCUGCCCCUUGCCCAGGGCCAGUGCCAUGGGGGAGGGGUGCGUGCGGAGGGGACCCAUGAAUCCUGACCACUCUUGAACCCAGAAGGAGGACUUUGGGCCAAUUUCGGAGGAGAGAAGAAAGUGCAACGUGGGGAGAGGGAAGUGAACUGCAGAGGGCAGGGGGAAGAGAGAGAGAGAGAGAGAGAGAGAGAGAGAGAGAAAAAGAUGGAGGAGAAGAACUUGGAUUCCCCUGGGUAGAUGGAAACUGCAAAAACCCAAAGCCUCCAAAACUAACCAGGUCCGCCUAACACCCCCUCCCUCCCCCAAGAAGAUGGAUGUCCUCAAAAGAGAAGGAACAAAGGAACAAACCUCCUUGGGAAUCCACAUUUUUGGGGGGAAUGGAAAAGCUCUGUCUCCCUAACUCAACUGCUUUGCAAGGGGAAGUCAAGCUGGGAGAAUCUUUUUCUGGCCACCUGUAGGGUAGAUUGUCAAACCAAACAGAGCCACCGUGGGACAUCAAGUGGCAGAACUUGUUCACUUGAAAGUAUCUCAGACCCAAGGCACCUCAGGUCUCUUUGCCGUGCCUCCACUCUAUUGUCGUGUGGGUGUGUGUCUGCACCCACAUCCUCAUAAAUUGAUCUAGAUCUGCCUUUAUCCACUCAAAUUAUAAACAGCUCGGCUUGUCCUUGUCCCAUGUGUUUGUAGACACACAUGCAUACUGUCCAAAGGUUAGGGAUGGCGGUGGCAGGGCAGCAGGGGAGGGGCAAACAACCAAGAUAUGGGUGACAGAGGCUCUCUCCUGGUGCCUGCACCUGCACUCUAGUGACCCUGGGUGCCGCCAGACCCUUCUCCUCUAUAAAGACCCCAGCAGGAGUGGGAGGGUCUGCAAUGGCAUCACCCUGUCCUGCCUUGGCCAGAAGACUGGAGCUUUGGUUUGAGGAGGUAGAGAUAUGUGUAUCCAUAGGAAAAGAUCUGUCAGAACAGGCAGCUGUUGAGCUCGGGGUGUCUUCCCCAAGGCAUGUGGCUCAGCAGCAAGAAAGGCAAGUUGCUCCUGCUGGGGCCCUGGACUCUGCCUUAGCUCCCACAUCUCAGCCCUGUUAUUGGGUUUCAUGCCCCAGGACCAGCCUUAUCUCAGACCUGCUAACCUGCAUGAUGCCUUUUUGGGGGCUGGGGAUUGAGCCUUCCUGCUCUGCCCAGCCCUGUUGUAUUCUGCAGGGUCCUUGUGUUGGAAUUCACCCUGGGGAACCUGCUUCCUGCUCAGUGAGGCUCAGGGGAGAAACCUGGAGUCCUUAUCCUCCCCUCUGUAAGUGUUUUAGGGUCUGGCUUUUGCAGGCACCCUCUGACCUCAGCCGAGCUCCUGGGCCUGCUGCCUGUACACCACAUCACCUACCUACAAUGCCAAAGCCUCACUGUCACCCUUUCUGCCUUGGUUUCCCCAGCUGAGCCACGCUGCCCAUGCUGCCCAUGCAGCAGUCGGCAGAAGGCUUGCACUUGGGCCAAAGGGCCUAAGGUCCACUGGACAGUUGGGAAAACACCUGACCACCAUUUAAGGACUCUAAGCCAGAAUGGAUAAUUCACCAGGACUCCAUUCUUAAGCCUAUGGGAGUCCCCUAGAGAGAGGCAUUGUACUGAUAUAUAAAUAUUAUAUAAUAUAUACAUGAGACAUACUGACAGAAUCUGUAAGCUAAUAAAAUGUAAGAAAAGGUUAAAAAAAGAAUAGGUAAAUUGACAAGAAGUAUUUAUUGUUUUUCCAUAUUGCUUUAUUGCCUUCCCUGGGGAUAAACCAAUUCCUAUCCUUUUUUAUAUGUGUAAGUAAAGCCUGAAAUGUAGGGGGCCUUUGUUCUUGGAGCAGCCAGGGUCUCCUUGCCCUGGCCUUGGCUUUCCCUAGACUGUGUGGGGCUCAGCGUUGGGAGGGGUUGCACAUGUCCCACCCUUUGGCCCCCUUACUUUUCAGCAAGCCAGGGGCCCAGCAGUCAGCUCCCAGGAUGUGUGGGGAGCUGUCCCUGCCUCUGCAGGCCUGAGUGAGUGUGUGAGCAUGCGGGGACACGGGUGUGUAUGGCACACAUAGGUGUGUGUGUGCCUUUUGUAUUUUUUCUCCUCCAAGGAGCUGUGUCAGUGUGGACGUUCUGUUUCAGGGAGUUGGAAAGAGGGUGUCUGCAGAAGGUGGAGAGCAGGGGCAGAGGCCCCACCGGCCACCCCCUGCUUCCCAGAGUGAAACCUUGUGCCUGGUGACCGAAGUCCCUCCAAAGUGCUCUUCCUUCUGAGUUAUUCAAGCCAAAUAUCUGGGUUUCCCCCUCUCCUUAUUCCUUAGCAAACCCCAAUUAUCUUCCAAGAUAGGAGAUAUUUCCCAUCCCCUUCCUUUGUAAAUAUCUCAUCUUCCACUGGACAGCCCAGGAUCCUAUUCCUGGCAUGGAUGUUCUGUCCACACUUGCGGCUGGGCGGUGUAUCAGACCCUUCAAGCAACCUGGCUGGGGCCCGGGACUGAGUCUGGGGUCAGCUUUCAGAGUCGCUUUCCCUUUCCUCACCACCCACCACAGCCUACCUUGCAUGCAUGGCCAGCCCCUCCACUCCAGCCUGAGCCGUGUGUGCCCCUGCGGGAGGACCCAUUCAUGCCAGAAAGCUGGUAACUCCCUCCCAGCAUCCCUGCGGAAGGAGUCAGUUUCUGAGAGUGUGGCCUUUCAAGGCGAAUGAUGGGGAAGGGUUCCCCAGUCCCCACAGUGGCCCCACCUCUGGGCCCUGCACCAGAGCCCUCCUAUGUCACGGGGGGCUGUGCACCCAUGCACACACCUACGCACACACACCACUCCGCACUGCAGUAUAUUCUUGCCAAAGAUUUCCUUUAAAAGAAAGCACUUUUACUAAUUAUUAUUUUGUAAAUGUUUAUCUUCUUCUGUCUUCUCCCUCCCUGAAUCUAUUUUACUGUUGUUUAUUGUUGAAUCUGUGUGUCAGCCAGGAGAGCACUGUCUGGCCUUGAACACGGGCUGGGACGGGGAAGGGUCUGGGAGAAGAUGGGCAAGAAACAGCCGGGGAGUCAUGGACAUCGCAGCGAAGCAGACCCCAGCAGGCUCAGUUCCGUGCUGCCGCCAGCUGUCCAGCUGGGUGUCUGGAGGGAAGAGGGCAGAGGAGGGUCAUGUGCCUUCAGCUAGGGGAGGGGCCCAGUGAGCUCCACAUAGCUCUUUCCCAAAGGGAGCAAGAGGGAAGGAUUGGGCGAGAAAACAAUGGAGAGGGGACCCGAGAAGGAAAACAGGGAGGAAGUGAGUGGUUUGAUCAGCCUGCUAUCACAGUGUUCUGGCUCUCUUAUUUAGCCAGGCACUUGAAGGACAGAUACAUCACAUCCUAAGUUUGGGAAAUGCCUUUGACCCAUCUCAUCUGAGCCCCUCCUCCAGUAGCUCUGAAAGCUGUGGACACCAAUGGCCAGGAUUCCUUCUCCCCUGGUUUUUGAGGAUCCCUGGGUCUUCUGAGACUGGCCAGGAGAGGGAUGGUGGGGCCAGUGGUUGUGUGAGAGCAGGAGGGGCAGCCCUCCUGGACAAGUGUGAUCCCCCUAUAAAGGGCUCUCAGGAGGUUGGUGAGUAGGAGAUUCUGCCUUGUUCUGAUGAGCCUGUGCAGCGGCUCUAGGGGAACAUGCUGUCCAGGGGACACAGAAGGGUGGUGAGUGUGAUCAAAUCUAGUCUCACUUCCACUUUUUAGUCUCACUCCCACUUUUAUCCAUCACCCCUGCCUCCUGGAUCUUCUCCCACUUUUUUUCCAGCUUUAGGAGCUGGGGAGAUCAUGUGAGUCAAGGGAGACACCCAAUCCUGCCCCCACACUCGGGGUCCUCCAAGAGGUUGGGGGGCAGAGUCCCAGAGCAGCCCUUUACCCCAGGUGCAGGCCCUGGAAUCCUGAGACUCGCGUUUCCUUGGCCAGUGGUAACACAGGACGUGUGUGCGCACGUGCAAGUGUGGAUGUAUGUGUGUGCGUGUGUUUUGCUCAUCUCUUUAGGGAACUUGGGAGUAUGGGUUGGAGGUGCUGGGCAAUGGAACUUCAAAUUCAAUGUCGCCCAGCAGUGAGGGGAGUCGGGAGGUGAGGCCUGUAGGGCAACCAAUUGGUGGAGUCUCAGCGAUAGCCCAGGUGAGAAGUGGGCCACCCAGAGGCGCAGGGUGGGGGCCUCGGGCAGAUCUGUCCCUCUUGGCCCCUCUGUCCUCAAAUGUCCAAAAUGUUGGAGGACCUCUGUUCAUAUCCCACGCCUGGGCUCUUGCCAGCAGUGGAGUUACUGUAGAGAGAUGUCCCAAGCUUGUUUUCCAAUCAGUGUUAAGCUGUUUGAAACUCUCCUGUGUCUGUGUUUUGUUUGUGUGUGUGUGAGAGCACAUCAGUGUGUGCAGGCUGUGUUUCCCCAUUUCUCUCCUCCCUUCAGACCCGUCAUUGAGAACAAAUGUAAGAAAUCCCUUCCCACCACCCUCCCUGCCUCCCAGGCUCUCUGCGCGAGAAACAAGAUCACCCAGCAUCCUCCCCCACCCCAGCUGUGUAUUUAUAUAGAUGGAAAUAUACUUUAUAUUUUGUAUCAUCGUGCCUAUAGCCGCUGCCACCGUGUAUAAAUCCUGGUGUAUGCUCCUUAUCCUGGACAUGAAUGUAUUGUACACUGACGCAUCCCCACUCCUGUACAGCUGCUUUGUUUCUUUGCAAUGCAUUGUAUGGCUUUAUAAAUGAUAAAGUUAAAGAAAACUC
Molecule: messenger RNA, 13339 nt
Organism: Pongo pygmaeus (Bornean orangutan)
Lineage: Eukaryota; Metazoa; Chordata; Mammalia; Primates; Hominidae
Gene: TNS1
Product: tensin 1
Exons: 33
Coding region: 2531-8656 (2041 amino acids)
Biological process (GO): fibroblast migration
Cellular component (GO): focal adhesion
Molecular function (GO): protein binding
Source: RefSeq, a predicted model, not a curated record